AUGAGAUCACGCCGCGGCUCGCGGCGCGAUGCGAAUAAAGGCGGAGUGGUGCCGAUCCGCGCGCUCGACGCAGCACAGCCGUUCGAUUACGAGCAUCGACAGAAGCGGCAGCUGGAAGAGAAGGGCAGGCUGAACAUCGGCAUUCUGGGGUUCGGCAAUUUCGGGCAGUUCUUGGCGCGGCGCUUCGCGCGCCACGGGCACCGCCUGACAGCGUGGUCGCGGUCCGACUACUCGCAGGUCGCGAAGCAGAUGGGCGUGCGCUUCUUCACUGGCAUGGACGAUUUCUGUGAGGAGCACCCUGAUGUUGUUCUCCUCUGCACGUCCAUCAUCAGUAGCGACGGUCUCCUGCGCUCGCUGCCACUGCAGCGCCUCAAGAGGAACACGCUCUUCGUGGACGUGCUCUCCGUCAAGGUCUUCCCCAAGAUGCUGCUGCUGCAGGUGCUCCCCCCCGAGUUUGACAUCCUCUGCACGCAUCCCAUGUUCGGCCCGGAGAGCGGCAAGGGCUCGUGGGAGGGGCUGUCGUUUGUGUUUGACCGCGUGCGCAUCACCCCGGGGGAGAGGGCGGAGAAGGCCGACCGAUUCCUGCAGAUCUUCCACGGGGAGGGGUGUCGCAUGGUGGAGAUGACGUGUGAGGAGCAUGACAAGUAUGCAGCAGGCACACAGUUUGUCACCCACACUGUCGGCAGGGUGUUGGGCAAGCUAGGCCUUGAGAGCACACCCAUCAACACCAAGGGAUACGAGACGCUUCUCAACCUGGUAGAGAACACGGCAGGGGACAGCUUCGACCUCUACUAUGGGCUCUUCAUGUACAACACCAACGCCACCGAGCAGCUGCAACGUGUGGAGAUGGCAUUUGACGCUGUGAAGAAGCAGCUGUUAGAUCAGCUGCAUGACGUGCUGCGACUGCAGCUCUUCGGCAUGCCCCCUUCCGCCACCGCCCUCCCUUCCUCCUCCCCUCCCUCCUCCUCCUCUCACUCCUCUCACUCUUCUCACUCCUCUCGCGCCUCCUCUCCCUCCUCCUCACUCACCUCCUCGGUGCCGCGAUCGCCCACGGCGGAGCAAGGCCUCCCCACGCUUCCCCGCCGGCCGUCAUUCCCUCCACCCUCUGCCGCUGUAACACGAGGCGCUGCUGACCGCGGUAACAGUGGUAACAGCAGCGGCAGCAGCAGUAGUGGGUCUGAGUCAGAGGGUGAGGAGUGGAGGCCAAAGGGGGCGGCACACAGGCAAGUGUUUGUUGAUCAGGAAGUGUCGGCAGCGGGCGGCACGGACGGUGCUUCUGCUGCGGUGUAUUCGUUUGGUGACAGCACGGACGGGGGCGGGACCAGUGCGGGUGAGGAGGAGAGCGGCGGCAAUGGCGAAGGAAAGGAGCGCCCCAACCUCUGGCUGCAUCACGGGCUGGAGCUGCUGCUGGAAGGCCCGCACGCAUGGGCGACCGCCUCCCCACACUUGCCUCUCAUUCCAUGCCUCUCAAUCCACGGCCGCCCAUCCCUCCCCUCCCCACGUCAGGAGCGACCCAACCCCUGGCUGCAGCACGGGCUGGAGCUGCUGCUGGAAGGCCCGCACGCAUGGGCGGUCCCCUCCCUCCCCGCCCUUGCCCCUCACACCGCGUCUACCCCACCCAUCCCCACCCCUCAGGAGCGCCCCAACCCCUGGCUGCACCACGGGCUGGAGCUGCUGCUGGAAGGAACCAAGGGAGGGCUCAAGCGCCUCAGCCUUCAAUUCGAGUGGCAGGUGCGUGCUGGGGCAGGUGCGAGCUUGGGCAGGUGCGAGCUGGGGCAGGUGCGAGCUUGGGCAGGUGCGAGCUUGGGCAGGUGCGAGCUGGGGCAGGUGCGGGCUGGGGCAGGUGCGAGCUGGGGAGGGUGGGUAUGGGAAGUGGAGGGUGGUAUAAGGGAGGGUGGGCAAGCAAGGUGCGGCGGGCUUGCGUGUCACAGCAUCCCCUGCUCUCCACACCAGGUGCCCUUCACAGACCGGCUGCUGGGGACGGUGGGGCGGCUGUGCCCCACUCUGGAGGAGUUCACGCUGGUAGCUGCUGACUACCUCGUCACUGAGACUGCUGUGGCGGCCUUCUUGCGAGCCUGCACCCAGGUGCACACCUUCCAUUGCUACGUGCGCUCCGCCAUCCCCAUCCACAGCCUGGGAGACAACCUGCUGUGGCAGGUGAACCGCAAGUGGCCGCACCUCCAAUCCUUGGCCAUCAACGGUAACCACAUCACAGAGAAUGGAGUCUUUGCCCUCGCCUCCUGCGCCCACCUGCACUCUCUUUCCCUGCAUGGCUACCACAGAGGAAUUUUCGAGCGAGCCAAAACAACAGCAGACGGCGAUGCGGUCCUCUUCUCGGCCCUCUCCUCCCUUUCCUUCUCCUACAACCUCCCCUCACCUGCUGAGCUCCGACGAAUCCUCCGCAUGUGUCCCUUGCUCUCCUCGCUUGUACUGCACCCCUCCCCUCCUCCCCCCGAGGCCACACCUGGUAGUCCCAGCAGCAGGCUUGUGAGCGGUAGUAGAGGCAUGCAUGAAGCUGUGACGCUAAGGGGGGUGGUUGAACAGGAGUGUAAGGGGGCUGUGAGCGUGUUUAUAGAGGAAGCGCCUGCUAAGAAGACUAGUUAUGACUUGACUGCUGUGGCGCAUGGCUUGGGGGGAUCAAGGAUUUGA
This is a messenger RNA of Closterium sp. Naga37s-1, 2649 nucleotides long. The record is from the annotation of a GenBank genome assembly. NCBI's taxonomy places the organism in Eukaryota, Viridiplantae, Streptophyta, Zygnematophyceae, Desmidiales, Closteriaceae.